Molecule: messenger RNA, 240 nt
Organism: Ambispora gerdemannii
Lineage: Eukaryota; Fungi; Glomeromycota; Glomeromycetes; Archaeosporales; Ambisporaceae
Source: the annotation of a GenBank genome assembly
AUGCCGAGUUUAGCGGCAGCGUUGUCAUGGGACAAUAAAUCCUACCGCUACCGUCUCCAAACUGAGUCCAUGACGAAUUAUGAUAGUCGCACCGCGACGAGAACCCAAACUGAUAACAUUAAUUCCCGUGCUGUUGAUCCACUUGCACAAGAAAGGUAUAUCGCCAUUCCUACUAAACCCACCAACAAUGAUGUUUUCAUCGAUCGUUCUCUGCAGUCCCCCGAUAAUUCUCCGCAGUGA